Zingiber officinale is the source of this 1733-nucleotide messenger RNA. Its product is annotated as lysM domain-containing GPI-anchored protein LYP6-like. The transcript has 5 exons. Lineage: Eukaryota; Viridiplantae; Streptophyta; Magnoliopsida; Zingiberales; Zingiberaceae. The coding region runs from base 288 to 1529 and encodes 413 amino acids. The record is from RefSeq and is a predicted model, not a curated record.
UCCAACACCUCUCUAUCUCUAUCUCUCUCUUCCAGCCCUCACUUCUCCCGACGAGAACACACUCUCUCUCUCUCUCUCUCUCCUACUUUUUGUUUGCUAAUAGAGUCCAUGUCAAUUCCGGCACCCACACCGCUGCAACGCCGUCAGGAGCAACGCAGAGAGACGUUGCUCUUCCUGCUCCUCUUUUUUUAAUUAUAUACGGCGAGCCAGCAGCAGGCAGCAACGACACCACUACAGAACCCUAGAGCAAGAGAGAGAGAGAGAGAGAGAGAGGGAGAGAGAGCGAGAUGGAGAAGGCGACCUUAGCUCUGCUGCUCUUCCUCCUUUCCUCCUCCACGGUCGGCGCCAAGUCCACCAUCGAGCCCUGCUCCGGCACCGAAUCCUGUCCCGCCCUUCUCGGGUACAAGCUCGACGCCGAUCUCAAGGUCUCCGAGGUCGCUGCCCUCUUCCAGACCGACCUGCUCCCCCUCCUCGCCGCCAACGCCAUCGACGCCUCCCUCCCCGGCGUCGAGCAAAGCAUCCUCCCCGCCGGCCUCUUCCUCCGCGUCCCUGCGUCCUGCGCCUGCUCCGGAGGCAUCCGCCGCUCCGUCUCCACCCGCUACACCGUCCGCCCCGCCGACACCCUCGCGUCCAUCGCCGCGUCCGUCUUCUCCGGCCUCGCCUCGGCCGAACAGAUCCGUGAUGCCAACGGCAUCCAGGACCCCGCCGCGCUUGACCCUGGGCGAACCCUGCUCAUCCCCCUCCCGUGCACCUGCUUCAACUCUACCGACAAUUUCCUCCCCGCCGUGUACCUCUCCUACGUCGUCCGCGCCGCCGACACCUUGCCUGCGAUAGCCGUCCGCUACUCCACUACCGUCACCGACCUCAUGAACGUGAAUGCGAUGGGGAGCCCCUCGGUCCUGGUUGGGGACAUACUCGCCGUGCCACUACCAGCUUGCCCGUCAAUGUUUCCAAGAUAUGCCUCGGAUUAUGGCUUGAUUGUGGCUAAUGGAACCUAUACCAUCACUGCUGGUCACUGUGUAGAGUGCAGCUGUGGACCGGGAAAUCUCAAUUUGUACUGCUCCCCUGCAUCCCUAUCAACAUCAUGUUCGAGCAUGCAGUGCAGUAACAGCAAUCUUAUGAUAGGAAAUUUCACUUCCCAACAGACCAGCGCCGGUUGCAAUAUUACUUCUUGUAAUUAUGCUGGCUUUGUUAAUGGAUCUAUCGUAACCAAGUUGACCACAUCUCUGCAACCUCAAUGUCCAGGAGAACAUCAGUUUCCUCCGGUGAUACCGCCACCCACCACGGUGGUUCAUGAAUCAUUGGUUGCCCCUUCACCUUCACCUUCACCUUCACCGUCCCCGGUCCAAACAGGUGGUGGUGGUGGUGCCCAUCUGACUCCGAAAACAUCAGUUCCUGGAACAUUGGCACUACCAGGUGCAUCUGCUGCCUCCAGCCCCGCUGGGAGUGCUUCUCAGGCUGUUUGCGUUAUACCAUUGAGCUACAUUUCUGCCGUAGUAUUCCCUUUAGUACUCGCUUACUUCUUUUGAAUUGUUUUCUUGCUUUUCCAUGUUUAUACUGGCAUGGAAUUUUGUCUGUUUCAUCGCCAAGCUUGUCUGAUUUAUGCAGCUUGAUGAGGCGCAGAAACGACUAGGAAAGACUUUCUUUUUCUUAUUGCUAUCUUUUUCCUUUUGUGUAUGCAAAACAAUUAUUAAAUAUUAACAAGUUAAUGUAAUCUUUAAUCCUUAAGUUCA